This is a messenger RNA of Bursaphelenchus xylophilus (pine wood nematode), 1455 nucleotides long. NCBI's taxonomy places the organism in Eukaryota, Metazoa, Nematoda, Chromadorea, Rhabditida, Aphelenchoididae. The record is from the annotation of a GenBank genome assembly.
AUGACGCGUUCGGACUGGAGCUCCGGCUCUUUGCCAUACGGCACCGACGUGUACGAUGUUCGCGGUGCGUAUAGACAAUUGGAGGCGUGGAGGCCGUAUAUCUUGCUCCUCGACGCCGCAUAUGUGUUGUUUGUCUGGAAGGUGGCGCCGAAAAUUCGGAAGCUAAGGACCGAUCCGAGGCUGUUGAGGGACUUGUCGAUUAUCUGGAACGCCUUCAACGCGGUCACCUCAAUGUACAUGUUUUUAUUGCUUUUGCCGGAAUUGAUCAGCUCCCUCGGAAACGGUAGGUUCAUUUCCGAAAAUUUGGGGAGUUGAUUGCAGGCUGGUAUCAUACAACCUGUAAGGUGGGAACUUUCUACACGGGACAGUGGAGUGGGCAUGCCAUGUACUUGUUCUGUUUGUCCAAAUUGUGGGAGCUGGGCGACACAAUCCUGCUGGUCCUUAGAGGUCGACAGCUUCUCUUCCUGCACUAUUUUCAUCACUCUGUGGUGCUUAUUCAAGUGAUUUUCACCUAUUAUUCAGCUGGUAAGCUGUUAUUAAUUGAAUAUUUAACUUGUGGAUGGAAGUUCCUUAUUCUGGCCACAACUUAUAACUUUGCGGAAAGUGGUCAGAAUUAGCCCAAAUUUUGGCGUGCAGGCUCAAUUCAUCGUUGUCAAUGCAUGGCAUUUAGCUUGUGAGGCACCUUCUUUUGUACGUACCACCUUACCCUUCAAAAGCGGCUGCAACCUGGGAUUUUACACUUUAUACGAUGAAACCUGUCCGGAACUAAACUUAUUGCCUCUGUGUAGAACAAAAUGAGUCGUCAUAACCUUCUUAGGUACCUUUAAAACUAUUCAGCAACUAUCGGAAUUCAGUGCCAGCUAGAUCGACGCCGUUUUCCUAAUUUUAGUUCCUAAGCUUGGGCGCAGUUCGCAGAGUACCUUUGUUGUGGCCAGAGUAAGGAACUUUUUCCGAAUAUAUUUAACUUGUUUUUUUAAAUGUUUCACCAGAUUCUACACCGUUUUUUUAUAUCUCUAAGAAAAAUCAUCUUUUUGUCGUUUUUUUAUAAAAAUAAUUUUAUUUUUGCACGACCGCUUAAAAAAUUCAUUUUUCCCCCUAUUUUUAGGAUCUAUGGCCCGACUUGGAACCGACAUGAACUCCUUUGUCCACUCCUUGAUGUAUUCGUACUUUGCUUUGGUCAAUGUUGUCCCAUCAAUCCGCAGAUUUGCCCCCGUCAUCACUUGCCUGCAAAUCAGCCAAUUCGUCGUGGCUUGUAUUGGAAUGCUGAGCCUGGCCGGAUACGUAAUGGCCGGAUACGAGUGCGAGACCAACAAGAUGGCCCUUCCAUUGCAUUUUGCAAUCUACGUCAUCUUCUUCGGCUUGUUCACCCAAUUCUUCGUCGACUCGUAUGGCACGAAGAAAGGGUCGGAGAGACAACGGCCCGGAAGAAGUUUGAGGGCCAAAAAGAGGGUCUAG